UUCUGCUGCAGUGGCAGAGAUUGUAUAAGCCAAAUAGAGCAGGUUGAGGACAUUCCAUGACAACAUCGAGAUCCCGACCCCUUCGCAAUGGCCGCUUACUAUACCUUUGAGGAUCUCUCUGGGGGAGGUGCUGGCGACAAGAAGACUGAUAACCCAUAUCACGAUCUCAUUGAAUCUUGUUCGAACGAUCGAGCUCAGAUACAGAAGCGCUACGAGAACCACCGGGUGAAUCGAAAUGGCCAACAGAAAGAAAAGUUGCUAGCUCCAGACUUUCCUGGUGUGACGAUCGACGAGAUUCUGGCCAAGCUGGAAAAUCCUCAGCAGAACACAGGCUAUGAAGAUCCAAGACACUGUCUAGUCUUCUGGGCAAGGCCUACCACGCAAGUCAAGGCCAUGGUGGCAGAAAUCCAGCAAGCAUUGAAAAAGGUGGCUCCAAGCCUUUGGCUCAUGCCGCAGACAAACCUUCACAUGACAGCGCUGGAAGUGACGCAUUCUCUUACCGCACCUGAGAUUGAUGCCCUGGUGGAACAGAUCCGACCACAUGCGGAGAGUAUCACGGACUUUACGCACGAUCACAGGUGCAGGUUGGUGAAGCCCAUGGUGAGCUUCGAUGCUCAGGCUCUGGCACUUUCCUGGCUUCCAGCUUCGAGUGAGCCUACACACGCAGACAGAUCUGCUGAGGCCGAUGACUAUACAUAUCACCACCUUCGACGAGAUCUCUUCAGUCUUGUCUCUGGGACGGGUGUGAAGGUUGCCAGUAGAUAUGUGAUUCCAUCUGCCCACUUGACUAUUGGUCGAUUCAUUACGAAAUCGGACUUCGAAACGAGGGACGGGAGCGUGGAUAGGCAGAAGGUUGCUCAGCUUGUAGAGGAGAUUGAGAAGAUCAAUGGCUGGUUGAAAGAGAAGUAUUGGCCCAGAGAGGGUGAGGAUGCGAAGGCAGGUAGUGAAUGGGUAGUGGGCGAAGAGAGAGGUCUGGAUUUCAGGAAGGGUCAGUUAUGGUAUGGAGCGGGUGAAACUGUGAGACUCGGGAAGGGAUUUUGAGAAAGCCGUUUGGGUUCCGUGAACGACAGCAGAGCACGAUACAGUAGACGAUAUGUGAUAGAGAAGCCAGUAAGCCAACCUCGAAAUUGGCAUCUCGGCGAACUUGACCUCCUUC
Molecule: messenger RNA, 1156 nt
Organism: Cercospora beticola
Lineage: Eukaryota; Fungi; Ascomycota; Dothideomycetes; Mycosphaerellales; Mycosphaerellaceae
Source: RefSeq, a predicted model, not a curated record